AUGAGUAAAAUAAUUAAAUCAUUUUUAACAAAACGUGAUGGUGGUGGUUCAUCAUCAUCAUCAUCGUCAUCAUCAGCAACAACAGCUGCACCUGUAUUAUCUGGAGGAAUAAUAUCAAAUUCUGCUAAUUCAACAUCACAAGAUAUUAUUCUUACAUUAACACAUCUUCGUAAAAUAUUUUUUGAAUAUCAACGUCCUAAAAUUCAAUGGACACAACAGGAUAAAAAUGAUCGUCUAUAUUCAACUAUACCAAUGGUUAUAAAAGUUCUUAGUGUAUUAUCAAAUAAUGAAUGGGAAGAACGUUUUCCUGAAUUAUCUGAAUAUUCAUUCACACUUGCUAAAUUACUUGUAUCAGAAAUACGUAUGCGUGCUGAUAAAGAACCAAAUACCAAUGCUGCAAGUCAAGCUAUUAUUGAAUAUUUAGAAAUGAAUGAUGAAACAAAUUCUUUAUCAGGAUGGUCAUUACUUCGGUCACUUAAAUUAUUAUCAACUGGACCUAAUCUUAUUCUGGAUAAAUUUGCACAAGCAUCAUUACCAAGUACAUUUGUUAAAUGUUUAUCUUUAUUUUUUGAUUUACCAGAUAUAUCAUCAAAUCCUAUAACAAAUGAUGCUAUAUCACCUAAAGAAAAACGUAUAUUACUUCAACAAAUAUUUUUUCAACUUUUAUCACGUAUUGCAAUAUCAAAUUCAUGUGUUGAAGAAUUAACACGACGUGAUGAUCUAUCAUUAUUAUUUAAUGCUAUAUCCAGUAAUUGUCCUCAACGUAAUAAACCAUGGAGAAUACAAGCAUCUGAUAUGCUUCUAUUAAUUGGAAAGCAUACAUUACAAUCAGCUAUUCAAUGCAUACAUAAUAAUAAGCAUAUAUCUCAAUGUGUAAAAAAUUUACGUCAAGGAACAUGCGAUUUAUCGUUAGAAGAUAUGGCACGUGUUUAUGAAACAUUAAUAUGUUUAUUAAUUGAAUCAUCAUCCUUAUCAUCGAGUCUUAUGGAUGAUUUUCGUCUUGCACAUUGUUAUGUUCAUUUGAAAGAUAUUAUUCUAAGACUUGAAAAUGAAUGGAUUAAUGAUGAAUCGGAAAAAUUCUUUGCACGUUUUAUUACAUUACUCGGUGAUUUUACAUAUGCAGGUUUUAAUGAACUUAAAUUACCUCCAAGACCUGAAACACUUACUGAUAUACCAACUUUUACUAUGCCACAACCAAAAAAAACCGGUUUUAUUGUUCGUAAUCUUUCUGCAUUUACAAUUCUUCAAUCUAUUUUUCAACAGUCAACACAUCCAUUUCUAAUCAAUAUUAUAUUUGAUACAAUUAGUAGUGUUAUAUUAGCUGAUAAUGCAAAUUAUUUUCUUUGCGGAGAAAAUCUUUCACCAUUAACAGAAGUACUUUAUGAUAAACCAAAUGAUGUUCAAUUAAAAAUUUAUGAUCUUUUGGAAUUUAUUGUAUUCCAACUUAAAUAUAUUCCACAUAGAGAACUUGUUAAUUUAUCAAUCAUGCUUAAAUCAAAUAGUGCAAUACGAAAUCAUAAGAAUUGUGUCAAAUAUUUAAUUCAUAUACUUAAAUUUAAUAAUGCAUUAAAGGAAGGUCUUCGAGAUUUAGGUUUUAUUGAAGUACUUAUUGGACGUUUACAUCAUUUUGCUACAUUACUUAAAGAAUCAGUACAAGAUCCAAAUGAUAUUGGUGAUAAUAUGGAUCAAGAUGAAAAAGAAUUAGGUUUUCUAGUUAUGGAAGCAUUGGCUUUACUUUUAUCACAUAAUCCGAAAAAUGCUAAAAUCUUUCGAGAACAUGGUGGUGCAAGACUUGCACAUAAUAUUAUUCCAUAUCGAUUAUGUCGAGUAGCAGCAUUAACAGUUGUACUUCAUUUAGUUUUAUGUACUGGUGGUGAAGAUGAUACAGGAACAUUAUUAGGCCUUAUUCAUACAGCCAAAUUAGAAGAAUUAGAAAUGAAAUCAGUUAUUCUUAAGGGAUUUUUAUAUAUUCUUCGAGAAAGUCAUCGAACUCGUACUGUUUUUCGAAAAGUCGGUGGUUUUGUAUAUAUUGUGUCAUUAUUAAUAUCAAUGGAAGGUUGUCUAUCUGUACCACCUAAACAUCCAUGGACAACAGUAUCUCGUCAUGAAAUUUUAUCUAUUAUUCGGCUUAUACUCAAUACAUUAACUGUAGCAAUGCGUUUUGAACCUGGUAAUGCUCGUCUAUUUGAAAAUGAGGUUCGUUGGCAAAGUUUAUAUGAUGCUGUUAAAUUACUCGGUUGUUUUACAAAUGAAACUCGUCUUGUGGAUAGUAAUACAUCAUCAUCAAAAUUUGAUUAUGCAUCUAAACAUAAUUACGAUAUAUUCGAACAAUUAUUUUAUUCACUCGAUGAACGUAUUAUUUCUUCACCAGAAUUACCACUUGAGCUUAUUAAUGCUUGUCAUAUAGCACGAUGUUUUCAUGAUAUUGCUCUUGAUUGUAUUGAUAAAUCAUUAGUAUCAAAAAAUGAACCUAUGAAAUCAGAAACAUUAAUUGAUAAUAAUGAAGAUUCUGCAAAUAGUGCACUCUUUCGUCAGAGUACAUUUAAUAUGCCAGCAACAACACGAGCAUCAGCAACAUUUACAUUUCCAUCUUAUAUGGAAGAACCAAUAAUUGUUUAUCCAGGUGCUAUUGUUUGUUUUCUACAAAUUAUAUCUUGUAUACCACGAUUGGUUGAUGAACAAUAUUCCAAUCGUUUACAAUAUUUUCUUAUGUUGACAUUAAAAAAUUUACUUAAAACUGAUCGUAAUUUACAAAUAAUGGCUACCUAUGGAUUUUCUCAACAUAUUUUAUAUAUAUAUGAAGUUGCACUUGAAAAUGAAAAUCAUCAUUUACAUACGUCUGUUGAAUAUAUUUUUGAAAGAUUAGCUGCAUUUAUUUUACCAGUACGAACAUUAAGACAAUUUCUUCGAAUGGGUAUUGAAACAAUAAUAAGUCCAACAUUAUUAGUGAAUUCAUCAAAAGAUGUUAGUUUAAUCAAUAAAUCAUUUGUACCAUUAAAUAGAAUAAAAUGUCUUGUUUCAAUGACAACCUUACGUGAUAUUCGUCGCGAAACUCAAGUUUUAACAGUACCAAAUUCUCCAUUAGGAACAUCAUCUGGUAUUUCGUCAGUAGUAUCUCCAUCAUUUGUCGAAUUUAAUAUGGGUAUUGAAGGUUUUGGUGCUUUAUUAUUACCAUGUUUAAGUCCACAAUCAGCAACAUCAUCAACUAAUGUUGUUGGAAAUUUUGGUAUGGUUACAAUGGCAAAUGAUGUUAAUUUACAAGGUGGAAUGACAUUAACAAAUGGUGGUGAACGACCAUUUCCACCACAAUAUGGAAUGACUUAUUCAACAUGGUUUAAUGUAGAAAAAUUUGGUCCGGUUAAAGAUAAUGUACAUCCUAUACGUCUUUUAUCUAUUAUUCGAAAUACAUUUAAUCGAGAAGAUUAUAAAUUUGUUUUACAAGUUUAUAUUUAUCCAAGAGAUAAAUCUUUAUUAGUAUCAACACAAGAACAUCCAUUUCAAGAUUGUCAUAACGAUUCAAUAUAUGUCGAUGAUAUUAAAUCUGAUGGUUUAGUCAAAUUUAUAUGUUCAGAAAUGAUGAUUGAACAAAAAUGGACACAUAUUGCACUUGUUUGGGCAAAAGGUAUGCUUAAAAAUAGUGCAGUUACAUUAUAUAUCAAUGGAAAACAAAUAGCGGUUCAAAAACUUCAUUAUAUAAAUAAUAUGACUGUACCACCAGGAAAUAGUGUUUCAACAUUUGCUUAUAUUGGUACAUUACCAGUACAACGCGUACAUUCCAAUGUUCAAUGGCGUCAAGGACCAUGUUUUCUUAUUGAAGAUAUUCUUUCAUCACAACUUAUAGCAGCUAUGUUUGGAGCUGGUCCAAAUUAUAUUGGUUCAUUUCAAGCUGUUUGUAUCGAUCCAAUAAAUGAUAUAUUUUCACCAUUAUUUCCUGAAGAGAGAAUUAUAUUUGGUUUACAUCCAGCUAGUUUUUUUGAAACAACUUUAUCACAUUUUAAGAAGCUCUAUAAUAAAAAUGAUGCGAAAUUAAUUGCGAAACAGCUCAAUAUGCCAACAAAUGAAUCAACAGUACCUAUUCGAAUCUUAUACAAUAUUGCCGCACCAUAUAGUGGUCCUGCUCGAACAGUUGGUGGUGUAGUAAUUGGCUAUUUAGGUGUUCGUAUAUUUGUUCCAAAUCCUGUAUCUAAAACUAUUGAAUAUAUUGGUGGUCCAUAUGUAAUGCUUGGUUUAAUUGCAAUGUCAAAUGAUAUUGAAUCAUUUUAUGCAUCAGUUAAAGCGUUUGUUUGUGUACUAAAAUCUAAUAAACAAAUGCAAAAUGAAUUAUUAAGAACAAGAGCAUAUCAAUUUCUUGGAUUUUUAUUUUUGAAAAAACGUCAUCUUAUCAAUAGUCAUAUAUUACAUUUAACAUGUACACUUGUUGGAACAAUUGAUACAAUACGUGAAUCAACAGCUAUUACAAAUCCAGCUGCUUUUGAACAUCUAUUAUGUGAAUUUGAAAUAUGGAAAGGUGCUAGUGUUGAUAUACAAAAAUCUUUAUUUGAACAUUUGCUUGAUGUAUAUUUAACAAGUGAUACACAAAAUUUAAUGUUAAAUCAACGAUUAUCACAAAAAAUAAAUUUAAUGUCACGUUUAUUACAUUUACUUAAAGAUGGUUCAAUAAAUGAAUCUACACGUUUAAUAGUUGUUAGUCUUAUUCGUGUAUUACUUGUUACAUAUAAAAAUACAAAUGAUAUAUUGAAGCUUGGCCAAUUUCUUGUUUAUCUUCUUCCAUCAAGUUCAAUAUCUGAAAAAAAUGUUACUAUUCAUGGAACUCUUGAUGAUUCAUCAAUUGGAGUACAAAAUAUUAGUUUACGAAAUUUUCUUUUGGAAAUGUUAGCACGAACAAUCGCAGAAGAAAAACGUUCACAAACAAACUUAACUGAUGAAUUUCUACUUCAUCUUGGUUAUGAUUGGCUUCUUCUUUUUUUACAAUCUCAUCUACAUCCUCGAACAAUUGUAUUAACAACAAAAUUACUCAUUGCUUUUCUUUUAUCAUCAUCAAAUGCAUUAACACGUUUUCGUGAUAAUGCAAUGUUACUUAUAAAUCCAUCAGCAUCAAAUAAUUUAUCAUCAUCACAGUCAUCAUCAUCAACAACAACAGCAAUGACAACAAGUGCAGCAACAAUUCCAUCACCGUCAUCAAAUACAGGAAAUAUUACACCAUUAUCACCUUUAACAUCAAUUAAUGAAAAUUGGAUUAAUGUAUUUAAUGAUCGAGCAACAACAAAACCUACGUUUGCAUUAAAUAUUGAUCCACCAUUAACACUUGGAAAUAAUACAAAUGUAUCAAUACCAUUACCCGGUUUUGUUCUUUUACAAUAUAUAUUUGCUCAAAGAGCAGAAAUUAUACCGAUUUAUUAUCAAUUAGCAGCAUUUCUUUUUCGACAAAUACCGUCGGAUGAUACCAUGGACCAAACAGGGCUUACAGUUGAAAAAUUAUUAAAAACUGUAAAUCUUCAUACUCCACUUGCUCCUCCUCUUUCCAAUACACCUUCAUCUGGAUCAAAACAACAAUCAACAACUCAACAACAACAAUAUGAAUUAGAUGCUUGUCCAAUACUUCUUUCAAUGAUACGAAAUUUAACUAUUCAAGAUAAUGAACAAGCUGAACAAAAUGGUUUAGCUACAUUAAAAUUUUUUCAUCAAUUAUAUCGUCGAAAAACGGAAUUUUUUACUUAUAUUCAAACUGUUGAAUAUCUUUCAUUUUUAUGUGGAAUUAUUUUUCCACCAUUAAUUCAAAAUCAAGCAUCUUUUGAUUUACCCCAGACAAUUGUUCGUCAGAAAAAUAUUUCGAAUGAAGAAGCUUCAUCACCGACUGGUCAACUCGAUUCUCUUAUAGCUUCAUUUUCAUCAAAUACAACAUUACGUGGAGCAAUUGUUGAUAUUGUUCGAGAUAUAAUUAUUGAUAGUCUCUAUUCGAAUACAACGCGUAUACCAAAUGUUAUUGAUUAUUUUCUUUCUGCUCUUCCAGAAAAUAUGAAUUCGGAUUUAACUUAUCAAAUAUUUGUUCAAUGUAUAUUUAAAUCUAUAAUCGAAAAUUUAGAAGCAUCGGAUUUAUGUUCAGUAAGUUCAAGUGAAGAUCAAACUACUGGAUUUAGUUUUGGUCUUGGUGAUCAAUCUGGAAAAACAAAUUAUGCACGUACAUUUACUAAUCUAGCAUCAAAUAUUGCAUCGUCAGCAAAUUUUAAUAUGUCAUCAUAUAAAAUUUUACUUGAAAAUGUUACACAUUUUAUUGAACGUAUGGUUGAUAAAAUUUGGGAAAUUGAAUAUCGUGAACCAAAGCAAAUCUUUGAAUUUAUUAUAAAAAUAAUAAAUCAAGCAAAAAAACGUGGAUCAAAUACAUAUAUGGAUUCACUUUUUCGUUCAUUAAAUCGAACAGUAUUAUUUGAAUUAUCAAGAAAAAUUGAUUCUAUUGGAGAUCAAAUGAUUACACUUGAUGCACUUCAUCGUUUAGCUAAUAAUCGACAAUUAAUUUUUACAGAUUCAAAUCAAGAUGCAGAAUUUUUUGGUUGUCUUUGUUAUUGUCUAAUUAUUUUAAUUGAUGAAACAGGAUCUAAACAAUCAAAUGAUGAAUCACGAUCAACAUGGUAUCAUCGUCUUGAUAGUCCAGUAUCAACUAUGCAACCAAAUAAAAGUUUAAUUAUUAAUGCUGCUCAACGUAUUUGGUCGGAAUUAUAUAUGAAAAAGAAACCUGCAUUAGAAGAAAUACUUAAAAUGAGUUUUUCACAAUUAGUUACACAAAAUAAAACAACAUUAGUUGAUGUUAGUGAAUCUUUAUUUGAACCAGCAUCGAAAGUUUGGACAAGAUUUAUUGAAGGAGAAUUAAGAAUAACAGAUAAAAUUCAACAACAAAUUAUGCAUGUUGGUUCGCGAAUUCAACGGUUAACCGGCGGUGUAACAGGGGGUUUUCGAUCAAGUCUUCAUCAACUUCGAGGUACAAAAGUCAAACGUGAACAAGUUAAAUUAGAUCGACAAGCAAUUCAUAGUACUUUGGCAUUAAUGUCUGUGAAUGUUUCGAGUGUGAAAGAAAAUGUUGAUAAUGAAUAUCGUCGAUUAACACUAAAUUCUGAACAAAAAUUUAAUUAUUUAUGCGAAGAAUGGUUUUCUAUUGAACAUGACCUCUUACGUGAACGAGGCUUAUGGGGUUUUGAUGAACCUGAUCCAUUGGCUAAAUAUAAACUUGAUUUUAUCGAAGGACCAUGUCGUAUGCGUAAACGAAUGGUACUUAAUGAAGAUUUUUAUACGCAUUAUCCACAUCGUAUUGCAGUUGAACAAACAAGAAAAAAAUUUAAUCCACCUGUAUCAUUAGAUUCUAAACAAUAUUCUGAUCGACAAUCUCAUAUUGUUGAUCGUUUACUUAUUACAUAUCCAUCACCAUUCGAAAAUACUUUAACAUCUCCAAUACCAAUAUUAAAAGAAGCAACUGAACCGAAAUCUCCACCUCCAAUAACAGUCAUAUCAAAAGAUAUUAAUGAACCAACUCUGUCAUUAACAGAACAAACUGUACAAGAAGAAGGUGAAACAUGGACAAAUGAUGCAGAAAGAGGAUUACUUGCACCAACAUUAUUAUCAGUACGAAAAAAAACAUUAACAGAUUUAUCAUCAAAUGAAGAAACAACUGGUAUUGAUGAUGAUGAAGAAGAUCCAAUGGUUAGUAAACUACAACAAGAUGAAGCUGAAAUUGAAGGUGACACUCCACAUGCACCAAUCACAGCUAGUGAAACGGUUGAAGUGAGUCAAACGAAUCAAAAUGUUUUACGAUUACUUGAAGAUGAUGAAAAAAUAUCAUUAGCAUUUCGUUGUGCACGUAUUGAAGGUCUUGAUGGUAGUGAAGGAAUAUUUAUCUUUGGUCGAGAACAUUUCUAUAUUCUCGAAGGUUAUACGUAUAAUACAGAAAAAAAUGAAAUUGUUGAUUUGGAUAAAUGUCGAAAUGAAUAUAUACCAUUAAUACCUAAAUCAUCAACAAUAACAAAUAUGGAUUUAAUACAAUAUAGAAAAGAAUGUUCAAAAUUUGCUUAUGAAGAUAUAAAAGAAGUUCAUAAACGACGACAUAUUUUACAACCUAUUGCACUUGAAUUAUUUGCUGCUGAUGGUCGAAAUUAUUUACUUGUUUUUGUUCGUAAAGAACGUAAUAAAAUUUAUCAACGUUUACUUGGUUCAGCAACAGAAUUAACAGAUUCAGCAAUACAUUCAGUAUCUGGUCAACGACGAAGUAUCAAUAUAGAACAAGGAACUAGUUUUAUUGGAUCACUCAUGGGUGAACGUUCAGUUACACAACGAUGGGAAAAAGGAGAAAUUAGUAAUUUUCAAUAUUUAAUGCAUUUAAAUACACUUGCUGGAAGAUCUUAUAAUGAUUUAAUGCAAUAUCCAGUAUUUCCAUGGAUUCUUAAUGAUUAUGAUAGUAAAGAAUUAAAUUUAAUUAAUCCAAAUACAUUUCGUGAUUUAUCGAAACCAAUGGGUGCUCAAACUGAUAAUCGUCUUGUACAAUUUCAAAAACGUUUUGCUGAAUGGGAUGAUCCAACAGGUUCAACACCAGCUUAUCAUUAUGGUACACAUUAUUCUUCUGCAAUGAUUGUUGCAUCAUAUCUUGUUCGUACUGAACCAUUUACUCAAGUUUUUCUUCGUUUACAAGGUGGACAUUUUGAUCUUGCUGAUCGAAUGUUUCAUAGUAUUAAAGAUUCAUGGUUAUCAGCUAGUAAAAAUAAUAUGGCUGAUGUUAAAGAGCUUAUUCCAGAAUUUUUUUAUUUACCUGAUUUUUUAUUAAAUACAAAUAAAUUUGAUCUCGGUAAAAAACAAAAUGGUUUAGGUUUAAAUGAUGUUAUAUUACCAACAUGGUCGAAAAAUGAUCCAAGAGAAUUCAUACGUAUUCAUCGAAUGGCAUUGGAAAGUGAUUAUGUUUCAGCACAUUUAAAUGAAUGGAUUGAUCUUAUAUUUGGAUAUAAACAAGAAGGACCAUCAGCUAUCGAAGCAACAAAUGUAUUUCAUCAUUUAUUUUAUGAAGGUGCUGUUAAUGUUGAUGAUAUAAGUGAUCCUAUGGAACGAACAGCUAUUAUUGGUUUUAUAAAUAAUUUUGGACAAAUUCCUAAACAGCUUUUUAAACGUCCACAUCCGCAAAAAAAAUUAAGCCGAUCUCUUAUGGAUUCAGUUGGUAUUGAUAGAAAUUUAUUUUUUAAUUAUGUAAAUAGUUUACGACCAUCAAAAAUACCAAUUAAAGAAUUAAAAUCGGCAGUUGGCUUAAUUCUUCCAACAGAUAAAGGAUUAAUCGCUCUUGAACAAGGUAAAGCAAUUAUACCACCAAAUUAUUCUCGUUGUAUACAAUAUGGAUUUCCCGAUGAGAGUUUACGUAUAAUGUCUGUUGAUUCAGAUAAAAGUUCAAUGAUAUAUGAAUUAGUCCAAGAAGGAAAAAUUACAAAUGUUCUAUGUCCAACACCACAAUAUGUUAUAACAGCUGGUACAAAUACAUUAAUUAAUGUAUGGGAAAUUGGUAAAGGUCGUCAUAAACGUUUACAUUUAAAAACACGUUUAGCUGGUCAUAAUGAUACCAUAACAUAUUUAACAGCAUCACAAGCAUAUCGAAUUUUAAUAUCCGGUUCUGAUGAUCAAACAUGUAUUGUUUGGGAUUUAAAUCGUUUACAUUUUAUUCGACAAUUACCAAAUCAUGCAGCAUCAAUAUCCUGUAUAUGUGUUAACGAAUUAACAGGUGAUAUUGCAAGUGCUGCAGGAAGUCAUUUAUAUGUUUGGACUAUUAAUGGACAAUUAGUUGCAUCAAUUAAUACGAUGGCAUAUAGUCGACAACAAUCAAUUCUUUGUGUUGCUAUGUCACAAAUGAAUGAAUGGGAUGAUGAAAAUGUGAUUAUAACUGGUAGUUCUGAUGGUGUUGUUCGAAUGUGGACUAUUGGUUAUGAUCAAGUAGUUGAUGCACCUUCAGCAUCACCUUCAACUUUAACAUUAGGAGAAGAUCGAAGUCGUGGUCCAUCAAUAUCUCAACCAUCACCAAUGAGACUUCAAUCAAAUCCAAGUCAUUUAUCAAAUGAUAGUGAUGCAGAAUCUGAUGAUGGUGAAGGAAAAACUCCGGUAACUCCUACGCAAAAACAUUUUUCACCACAAACAGAUCAAUCAUUUGAUGAUGAUGGAGAAUCACAUAUAAAUAAAGAUACACUUAGUGUAACAUCUGCACCGCCAUUAAAUAGUCCAAAUGGUAGUGAUAAAUUUAUUGUUGUUACUGAUGUUGAAAUUCUUGAAGCAAAAAAUACUAACAAUAAUACAACGAAUGAAAAUCAAAUAAAAUCUACUUAUCUUGAUUUAAAAGAAGGUUUUAAAUGGGAUCGCCGAUUAAAUUAUCGUGGUAAAUUAACAAUGCAUACAGCUUAUGAACGAAAAGAAAAUCCAAGUCCAGCUGCUAUUACAGCAAUUGGAAUAUCAAAAGAUCAUAAAAGUUUGUUUGUGGGUGAUGCACGUGGAAGAAUAUUUAGUUGGAUUGUUAGCGAUAAUCCAGGUCGCUCAAAUGCUGAUCAUUGGAUUAAAGAUGAAACAGUGGGAGCAUGUAAAGAUUGUUCAAUUAGAUUUUCAUUUGCAGAAAGAAGACAUCAUUGCAGAAAUUGUGGACAAUUAUUUUGUGCUAGGUAA
Molecule: messenger RNA, 10665 nt
Organism: Adineta steineri
Lineage: Eukaryota; Metazoa; Rotifera; Eurotatoria; Adinetida; Adinetidae
Source: the annotation of a GenBank genome assembly